AUGUCCAAUUCUGAAGGUGAACAAAAUACCGUUGCUGCUUUGUUUGAGCUGCAAGCCGAUUUGCUAGCGAAAAUGGACCGCAAUAUCACAAAUUUUCAGAACGAACCGCCGCACAGUAAAGCUAAAAUCGACCGUUUAAAUACUCGUUUGCAAACAUACCAUCGUGAUUAUGACGAUUUUGUGAAAAAUCAUCAGAAAUUAGUGAAAAAUGCCAAGCCAAACGAUAAAAAACAUGAUUAUUUCAAGAGUUUUCAUAUUGACUUUUUUGAAUCGAAAUUUCUUGAUGCGGUCUCAGCAGUACGUGAACAUAUUGGCAAAAUAACGGCAACUCAGUCGGUGUCUGUUUCAGAAGAAAGUGCACAAAAUCAUUCGAUGAUAUUCAAUUCGCACAGUGAAUCAGAGGUACGUUUGCCACCAAUUGAAUUGCCUACGUUUUCAGGGGAAUUUACCGAAUGGCCGUCGUUUGCGGAUCGUUUUGGAUCGGCAGUUCAUAAACGUAACAUCUCCGAUGCUAAUAAACUCGUGUACUUAAAGAGCACAUUACGCGGUGAUGCUGCUUUGCUUAUAAGUGAACUCACUACUACGGAUGCAAACUAUUUGACCGCAUGGAAAUUGCUAAAAGAGAAUUACGAAAACAAACGCGUUAUAUUUAAUCAUGCGAUGAACACUUUACUCAACUACGAUGCGCAAAGGAAAGAAACAGCAUCGUCGUUCAAAUCAUUAAUCGGCAACACUGACGCAACUGUCAAAUCGCUUGAGAGCAUUGGCAUUGACAAGUCUAUUGUAAGCAAAUUUAUCGCAUUUCUUGUCUGUAGUAAAUUGCCAUUAGAAACUAUUAGUUUUAUUGAACAAAACAUUGCAUCACAUGAUUCAAUUUUGGAAUAUGAAGAGCUAAAGAAAAUUUUGUUCAUCCGUAUUCGUUCGCUCGACAUUGUGAAUCAAACAAAACGAGAUACCGUCAGCAACAACAACAGCAAUUAUGGCAACAACGUUUCCAGCACGAAACAAUCAGCGUACACCAAACCGAAUGUCAAUACAAAGAAAGUAAACACUUAUCAUUUUUCAUCGAAACCGUCUCAAUCGAAUCCAAAUCAACCGAACGGCAAUGUGUUUGCCUGCAAAUUAUGUUCAGAUAAUCAUCCGAUCCGAAUCUGUUCGAAAUUUUUAUCAUUUCCAUCAAACGAACGUGAAUCAACAGUUGAACGAUUACGACUUUGUAGGAAUUGUUUAUCACCUACACAUUUAGUUGCUGCGUGCAAAUCUCCAAAAAAUUGUCGAGAAUGCGGUUCUCGUCAUCACACACUCAUUCAUCCAUAUCACCGUCAAGCUAUUUCAGCAAGUACCAACAAUUCUCAUACUAAUAACGAAAAUCACACGAACAACAAUUCCGUCAAUUCUACUCAUUCAAUCGCACAAAAUUCAGGUAAUCCGAUUUAUCGUUCCAAUCAUAAUCAGACAAUCAAUCUUCACUCUUUUCGACAAGUACUUUUAGCAACUACAAUUGUAAAAGUAAGGGCAUCUACCGGGGAUUACGUACCAUUACGGGCAUUAUUUGAUCAAGGUGGUGAUGGAACGUCAAUUUCUGAAUCGGCCAUUCAAUUGUUAAAAUUGCCAACACAUAACCAUCACGUUGAGAUUAGACCAUUCGGUGGAGGUGCACCAUUGUACGCUAAUAAAAUAGUCGAAUUGAAUCUUAAAUCAAUGUACAACGAUUCAUUCCAAGUCACAGCACCAGCCGUAGUAAUGAGUUCUCUCACCGAUUGUCUACCGGCAAAUUUCGUCAAAGUUGACAACUGGCCUCACAUUGAAGGUCUAGAGCUCGCGGAUCCGUCAUUCUUCAAGUCAUCGAAAAUUGAUUUGGUGCUCGGAGCCGAUAUUUAUUAUUGUGCUUUGAUGGAGGGUCUAAAAAAGGGUCCCAUUGGCACACCAAUGGCUCAACAAACGGAGCUCGGAUGGAUUUUGUCCGGACCGGUAACUAUUGAAAAAUCUAUUCCGAAUAUCGUUGUGCAAAAUCAUGUGACGAUUGAUUUAAACGAGUCCAUUCAACGCUUUUUUGAAAUGGAAUCUCUACCUCAAAGUAAUUUAAAAUCGAAAGACGAUCAAUAUUGUCAAGAGUUUUUUGAUCGUACUACCAUCCGUACCGAUGAUGGCCGCUUACAAAUGCGAUUACCAUUUAAGUUGCCACGCAAUUUACCCACAACUACAUUAGGCAAAUCUAAAGAGAUUGCACUACAACAAUUUUUACGUUUGGAACGUCGUUUCAAAUUCAACGCUAAUUUCAAAUCCGAAUAUUCCAAGGGAAUGGAAGAUUAUAUCGAACAAAAUCAUAUGCAACUUGCUACAAAUACUGAAAAGGAUUGCAUUCAUUUUUCGCCCGAGGGGGAAAUGUACUAUGAAUCGUAUUAUAUUCCGCAUCAUGCAGUCAUCAAGGAGGACAGAGUAACAACGAAAUUAAGGAAUGUUUUCAAUGCAUCACAAAAAUCAUCAAACGGCAAUUCUUUAAACGAUGUUUUAUACCCAGGACCGGUUAUGUUAGCCGAUUUAGUUGCCAUUCUACUCAACUGGCGUUGCCACCGCAUAGCAUUUUGUGCUGAUAUUCAACAAAUGUAUCGUCAAAUUCGUAUUCAUCCGGACGAUAUUACAUAUCAACGAUUAUUUUGGCGAAAGAAUUUCGACGAAGAAAUUCAAGAAUAUUGCAUGAACCGUUUAACUUUUGUCACAAACUUUGCUCCAUCAUUCGCAAUUAUGGGUUUACAUUAUUUAGCUAAAAACGAAGAGGCUAAAUUUCCACAGGGAUCGGAAAUUAUUCGAAACGAUACUUACAUGGAUGAUACAAUAUCUGGUAGUUCAACUACUGAAUCGGCACUCAGGGAUCAGCAUGAAACUAUUGAAAUACUCAAUUCAGCUGGAAUGAAUUUACGGAAGUGGGCAAGCAAUGCGCCUGAACUAUUGCAAUCCGUUCCAGAAGAACAUCGUGUCGAUUUCGGAAAAAAUGUGUCACUAACAAAACACGAAUCGAUAAAGACACUGGGCACAUUUUGGAACACAUCCACAGAUACAUUUCAUUUUCAACUUUCCAUCGAUUGUUCAUCGAAACAAUUUACCAAACGAGAAAUAAUGUCAACUAUAUGCAGAUUAUUCGAUCCAUUGGGAAUAAUUUCUCCGGUCAUUUCACGAGCAAAAAUACUUAUGAAAGACGUUUGGCGUUCAAACUGUGGAUGGGAUGAAGCAGUUGACACCGAAUUGGAGGCUAAAUGGCGUAAGUAUAUUUUUGAGUUGCAAACUUUGAAUGAAAUCAGAGCAAAUCGUUGGAUUUCUUUCUCACCUAAUUACAUUUCUGUUCAAUUACAUGGUUUCUGUGAUGCUUCGUUCCAUGCAUACGGUGCUGGUAUUUACUUGCGUAUUGUUGAUGAAAACGAACAAAUUUCAACGAGUCUCGUCAUGUCAAAAUCGAAAGUAGCACCUAUGUCACCAGUCACAAUUCCAAGAUUGGAAUUAUGUGGAGCCGUAGUACUGGCUGAGCUAAUGGAAUACACCAUCAAUACAUUGCGUCACAUUAAAGUGAAACCAGAAGAUAUAAAACUAUGGACAGAUUCACAAACGGCAUUACAAUGGAUUCGUACCGAUCCAAAUCGAUGGCAAAUGUUUGUUUCUAAUCGUGUCGCCGCCAUUCAAAAAGCAUCGAAUAUCAAUCAGUGGAAUCAUGUCCGAACAUUCGAUAAUCCGGCGGAUUUGAUUUCAAGAGGUGCUUCACCAAACGAUUUAUGUUCAUCAGAUUUAUGGUGGUAA
Molecule: messenger RNA, 3789 nt
Organism: Contarinia nasturtii (swede midge)
Lineage: Eukaryota; Metazoa; Arthropoda; Insecta; Diptera; Cecidomyiidae
Exons: 1
Coding region: 1-3789 (1262 amino acids)
Biological process (GO): proteolysis
Molecular function (GO): aspartic-type endopeptidase activity
Source: RefSeq, a predicted model, not a curated record